AUGAUUUUUCUUUUUUAAUUUUUUCUUUUAUCGUCUUUGGCAUUUUGAUUAAAUAAAAAGAAAUAAAUAAUAAAUAAAAUAAUUGAAGGUUACAAAUUUAUUUAUUUUAUAUUAUUAUUAUAUAUAUAUUUUUUUUUUUAUUUAAAAAACGAACUUAUUCGAAUCGCCGGCGAUUCCACUUAAUUUUUUUUUUAUUUUAACAUAAAACUAAACACUAAAAUUAAAUUAAAAAAAAAAUGAGUAAAUUACAUGAGAAAUUAUUUUCAUUUUUCCUUUUUUUGUUCAUAUUAAUGCCAUUCUAUGUGUCAGCAUUACCAGAUGGAGCUGAUACUUGUAAUGUAGAAGACAUGUCUACCAAGGGACAUGGAGCUAGCUCGUUAAAAAGUCCGGGGGGUUAUACGAUUACUACGAACAUGAAAUCUCAAGGAAAAUUUGAUUUAACAAUUAAUGGACCUGGCAAUGGCGUUGAAGGACUUUUGGUUUACGUUUUAGAUAAGGAUAAUAAGAGAGUAGGUUUAUUUGAAAAUUUACCUGACUAUGUAAAAUUUAAAGAAUGUGGAGUACCAUCUACUACUAUUACUCAUAAAAAUAGUAAUGUAAAAAAUUUCCCAAUUACAUUGAGUUGGAAUGCUCAAGGAGCAACUGGUAGUGUAACAGUUAAAACUUUGGUUGUAAAGAAUUUCAGUAAUUGGGCCAGAUUAGAUGAUGUUAGUCUUGAUUCUGUUAGUGGAACUAGUAGUACUGUUGCUGCAAGCAAUGAUGGUGGAGCACAAACUGCAUCUGAUGGAUUCUUACAAAAAUAUACGUUAUUUAUAAUUAUGAUCGGUUUAACUACUCUUUUAUAUAUAGUAGGAAGCGUUGCUGAAUCUAUGUUGAAAAGACAACAAGUUAAAUCUAGAUCUUUUGCUAAAACUAUUCAAAAUGGGUAUGGCGAUUCAAGAUAAUUUUUUUUAUUAUUAUUAUUUUCGCGUACGAACUUUAUUCAUCUCUCACAGUUUAAAAAAAAAAAAAAUUAUAUAUAUAUUUAUAUAUUUAUUAUACUUGUAUAGAUAGGUGGUUCAUCUAAUUUUUAAAUCGCUAAGAGUGAUCAUUUAUUUAAUUAUUUUUUUUUUAUUGCUUAAUUUUUUUUUUAUAAAAAUAAAUAUAUAUUUUGAUUCAUUUUUGUUG
Rhizophagus irregularis DAOM 181602=DAOM 197198 is the source of this 1167-nucleotide messenger RNA. RefSeq lists its product as uncharacterized. NCBI's taxonomy places the organism in Eukaryota, Fungi, Glomeromycota, Glomeromycetes, Glomerales, Glomeraceae. The record is from RefSeq and is a predicted model, not a curated record.